AUGAGCGCACCCAGACACUCGUCGCCGUUAUCGGCGGACUUGCAGUUACCCUGUCCAAUCCUUCAGUCCUUGCGUGAUACCUCGGACAUCAAAACACAGGGAGCGGCGUCGGACAAGGUCUCGCGGAUGGACACUAUUCAAGAAGAGUCUACGGAACCUAAAGACGGCACCCAAGACGACAACACCAGCCAAACUGGCUCUGAAGCAAUUCCCGACUAUGUUUUGAAGAUCCGAGAGGCCAUCAAGCUGCAGGGUCAGCGGCACGAGGAGACACAACUGGAAAGCGAGCAGGCCGAGAAGCACGCGCAUGAAAGUGAGAAGCUGGACUUCCACAAUAAGGCUAUCGUCAAAGGGAGACGGACGUCGUUACUCCCAGGGGCAAAGGAGCGUGCAAGGGAUGUAGUAUCCGAGAUCAUCAAGUCUCGAAGCAAGAGGCGGUCGACUGUUCUCCCCGUGCCAACAAAGGGUGAUUCGGCGGCAAACAAAGUGACAUCGGAAGAUCAAAAGAAGCGUGCCUCGCCUGUUCUCGUCCUGGGACGGACGGAAUGCGCUUCCACCGUCAGCUCUCGACGAAGCAGGAUAUCUGCCAUUUUCUCUCCGAAGGGGUCGAAGUUGCCCGGACAAGAAAAAGGAAAGCCGAAAAUAAAGAGCAAGAACGCUAUACCGACGUACAAUCUCGGAGACGGAUGCACAGGAGCUGAGGCUGCCUCUGCGACGACACCAUCGGUCGAGGAGGUCGAUGAAACGGACAACGACAGCGAGGUUGUAGGCCUCCUCUCCCUCAGGCAAUCAAGGUCAAGUGAGUCGGACGGCUUUGAUGCCUCCCACUUCUACACAGCAAUGAUUCCGUCUGGGUCCGGGCGGGAUUACGAAUACCGCCUUGAUAGAUCCCGGUUCAGACAUGCCGCUGAUUUCUCGCAAGAGCUGGCGUCCAAGAGUGUCGGGAAAGUCAGAUCCAACGUCGGGAAAGUUGUCCAUGCACGAAGGAGGGGGGCCGGAUGGUCGAAACUCAAGGACUGA
Fonsecaea erecta is the source of this 1020-nucleotide messenger RNA. RefSeq lists its product as hypothetical. Bases 1 to 1020 code for a protein of 339 amino acids. The record is from RefSeq and is a predicted model, not a curated record. Lineage: Eukaryota; Fungi; Ascomycota; Eurotiomycetes; Chaetothyriales; Herpotrichiellaceae. The transcript has a single exon.